Messenger RNA from Gryllus bimaculatus (two-spotted cricket), 260 nucleotides. The record is from the annotation of a GenBank genome assembly. NCBI's taxonomy places the organism in Eukaryota, Metazoa, Arthropoda, Insecta, Orthoptera, Gryllidae.
GAGCGGGCGGGAGCAACUACCGGCACGAGAUGCGCUCGGCGCUGUCCACCAUCGCCGCCAUCAUCCGCGCCGUGGCGGACAAGCUGGAGCGGCACGAGGUGCGCGAGCGCCAGCUGGGCGACCAGCUGCGCCGCGGCCAGCAGGCGCUGGAGAAGCGCUCGCGCGCGCAGGAGGGGCAGGCGGCGGCGCAGGCCCAGCUGCUGCAGCGCGUCGACGAGCGCCUGCGCGCCCUCGAGCGCACCAUCGCACAGAUAAUGUAA